This is a messenger RNA of Xenia sp. Carnegie-2017, 2148 nucleotides long. RefSeq lists its product as uncharacterized. Gene Ontology annotation, biological process: signal transduction. The record is from RefSeq and is a predicted model, not a curated record. The transcript is spliced from 5 exons. Bases 169 to 1179 code for a protein of 336 amino acids. Lineage: Eukaryota; Metazoa; Cnidaria; Anthozoa; Malacalcyonacea; Xeniidae.
UUGGUUGAAUAAAAGAAGUUGGUGAAACAGACAAGAUAGCUAUAAUGUGUAUCAAUGCAGUAAGGCCUUUAGCCCCUUGUCAAUUGGUAGGCCAAUUGAUCUAAAUUCAAUCUCUUUUCAAUUUUUUCAUUUUUAGCGACAGAAAGCAGCACCAAAGGUCCCGGUAAAAUGAUGAAAUUCAUGAAGAAAAACAUGAUUCAAUCGAUAUCCACGGACGCCUGGGACAUUGGUGUGUUUGAAUUUGAAGGCUCUUUGUACUUUGGCCUCUCACAGCUUGGCGAUGAGAGGUUUCGAAUGUUUAAAUGGAUCUCGGGCAGUUUUAAAGACUAUCAGAAUUUCAAGCUAAACAACGCGCGAAACUGGUCGCCGUUUCGAAUUGGGAGCGAACAAUAUUUCACUGUAGCGAACUAUUACCGGGGCCCGUGCUCCAUAUUCCGCUAUGAGAAAUCAAAAAGCAAGUUCGUAAACGAGACAUUCUCUUUGGAAUGCCACAGAACAAUAGACGUCAAGCCAUUUCAUUUGGGAGGUGUGCAAUACAUUGCCGUCGCUAAUAAAAGACCUUAUUCUACGGUGAUUUGGCGUUGGAAUGGAAGAAAGUUUGAGCCAAUGCAAACAAUAUCAGUAACAGGAAUGCAAGUCGAAGUCUUCGAAGUGAAUGGCGAAACACUUCUUGCUCUUUCAGGUUCUACGGAGGAAGGUCCAUAUGUUUACAUUUAUCAGUGGAACGGAACAAGAUUUGAAUUUAUCCAACGCGUAUUUACGCAAGAUCGUCCGCACAAUCUGGCCGCGUUUGAGGCUGGAAACGAGGAAUUCCUUGCAGUCACGACCUUGCCAAUGAAAUCAAACGGUGGACGCAGGAAUCGUAUCCUCAUACUGAAAUGGAGUGGCAACAAGUUUGAAUCGUUUCAGAAUAUAACCGCUCAUUGGGCAAGACGAAUCACAGCCAUGUCCAGUCCGUUAAUGGGAAAAAGAAAGACGACCUAUCUGGCAAUCAUUAACUUUUCUAACGACCCCGAGAUUUAUUAUUGGGUCAAUAAAUCAAGCACGAAAUUCGACAAAUUGCAGGACAUUCCUGCAAGUAUGGCCAAAGAUAUAAGCUUCUUUGAAAUGGGAAACAGUCUUUAUAUGUUAAUGUCUUCUCGAAAAAACAUUGAAAUAUUCCGUGGUGAAGUAGUUUAAACGAGAUGCCAGCAUAUGUGCUGAAGCAUGACGUAGAACAUACGGGACUCUUCGGUUGCCUUAUAACUAUACAUAUUAUAAUAUAUUCUUAUUUACGUUAGUAUGAUGGGAAAGGGUAUUAAGUCACGAAACUAUUGAAACGAAGAGCAAAUUGAACAGUUUCUAAGACGAGAAGGGGCAGUUUUCAGACUUUUUUAAAAACGAAUAUCAGAACGAGCUUCCUUGUUUUCUGCAAGGCAACAUUGAAAUUUGAUUAAUUUUUCUCGUUAAUUUAGUAUAGCGGUUGGUGAUUACAAAUUCCUCUGAAGUUAAUAUUAACACGAAAGUUUCUUCUCACUUGUAAUCACCAACUCAAUUUGUUUAAAGUUUUUUGUUGUUUCAAACGCAUUCCCAAGAAAUAUUGUCUCGCAAAAGAUAUUUUGUUGAUAAGCAUUUUGAGCUUAUGGCAACCAAGGAGAUUGAAAUGACUGAUGAGUUAACAGUUUGCGUAUUCUAUAAGAACUGUUUAUAAUUUGGCCUUUUAUUUGUAAUCUUGUAUGUCAACAACAUGAUUUGCCAUUUUUGCUUAUUUAGAGUUUGUUCUUGAGAAAUUUGCUUUUUAAACACAAAUACAGCUAAUCAAUAUAGACACCUUAAAGUGAAGAAAAUUGCAUUUGUAAAAAUAGAGAUGUUUGAUAAAGUCUUUUUGGCGAAAAUUUUUUCGUAUAUUCCUAUUUUCUGUGAUGAGAAAUUUCACUGUUUUGACGAAACGCGGUUCUCAUAAAUCAAAGUUCAACGUUUAUAUACGUAUUUGGCAUCAUCACAUUUUCCGAUGACCUUUGACACGCGUGAUCCUCGCGUGGAACGAACGCGCAAAUGUGUUUAACGUUACAAAAUACACACACGAUCCGCGAAAAGACGUCAAAACGUGAAAAAAGUAGACGAGGUCAUAAAAAAAUGAAUAAAACUGUUAUUUGUCUUGUUUUUCCA